Messenger RNA from Acanthochromis polyacanthus (spiny chromis), 922 nucleotides. RefSeq lists its product as uncharacterized. The transcript has 6 exons. NCBI's taxonomy places the organism in Eukaryota, Metazoa, Chordata, Actinopteri, Pomacentridae. The coding region runs from base 137 to 844 and encodes 235 amino acids. The record is from RefSeq and is a predicted model, not a curated record.
GUUUGCUGUAAUCUCGCGGGAACUCCGCGUCUAGUAACGGAAGAAACAUCACACUUCAUUUUCUACCAAACUAAACGCGGUGUUUGGUCAACAAAAGCGGGGCGUUUGAAGGUGAUGCUGGGAGCUGUAUGCUGCCAUGGCUGCUCUGUUUGCCUGUGAGGAUCAAGCCACAUGGAGGAGAGUGUUUGACAAAUACUGGGAUGUAGUGGAGGCAAAAAGCAAGGGGAAGAAGCCUGAGAAGCUGCUGAGCCUUGACAAGUGGUACCAGGAGGAGCUGCCUGCGCUGAUUUCAAGUCGACCUGACAAACAUGUUACUUUGUCAGAGCUGGUGAAACUGAUGGAGUGGAAGCUCACUAGAGGGAAGUUCAGGCCGAGGCUGCAGCAGCUGGUGGCGUCCAACAGUGAGGACUCAGUGGAGAAAUGCUCCAGAAAGGCCUUCAACCUCCUGCCUGAUGUACAGGCGGCGAUCGCAGAGCUCAGCAUCCUGAAAGGCGUCGGCCCGGCCACAGCUUCAGCUGCUAACACAGCUGGAGCUCCAGAACAGAUUGCGUUCAUGUCUGAUGAGGCCAUGGAGAGUGUCCCAGGACUGAAGCCCAUCCAGUACACAGCCAAGCACUACGCUCUGUACCUGGACAAGAUGGUUGAACGCACUGGAAAACUAAACAAAGUGGAUCCGCAGCAGGACUGGACGCCCCACAGACUGGAGAUGUGUUUGUGGGCGAUGACCACAGCAGCACAAAAGCAGCUCCAGCUCCUGGAGGACAUCGACGUGACGGGCGACAGUGCUCAGGGAAACGGCUCAGACUCUGACCGCAGACCUAGGAAGAAGCUGAGAACUGCGUAAAAUGAAAGCUGCUUUCAUGUUUUGUUUUUUUUGGUUUUCUUUUUUUCUAAUAUAAUAAAGUCUUUAUAUGAAAGAGAA